Molecule: messenger RNA, 1726 nt
Organism: Trematosphaeria pertusa
Lineage: Eukaryota; Fungi; Ascomycota; Dothideomycetes; Pleosporales; Trematosphaeriaceae
Product: cation efflux protein
Exons: 3
Coding region: 229-1398 (389 amino acids)
Biological process (GO): zinc ion transmembrane transport; intracellular zinc ion homeostasis
Cellular component (GO): membrane
Molecular function (GO): zinc ion transmembrane transporter activity
Source: RefSeq, a predicted model, not a curated record
CCGCCUCAGAAUUUUUUUUCCCAUUCUCCGCUUUCAACUAUAGAGCUCUCUUCCGUUGUUUGAAUUGACGCAGCUAAAGCUAGCCGUAAAUUUGACGUCACACGCCCGUCGUUAGCAAAUUCGUUUGCUUUUGUGCGACCCUUCAAGCCCGAUAGAUUUGUUGGCCAACUCUCCUACACUUCUCUAUCUUGCACAAUUUCUCUCUCGAAAAAAGUCUACAUUUCUAAAAUGGGACACUCACGCUUCCAAGUAUCGCGGAAGUCGCGCCUACGAGCCGUCAUCGCCAUCUCCUUUGCCUUCUUCCUAGCGGAGAUAUCAACCGGCUUCUACACCAAGUCUCUAGCCCUUGUAGCAGAUGCCUUCCACUACUUGAACGACCUCAUCGGUUUCAUAGUCGCACUCGUCGCAGUCCACAUGACUGAGCGCAAAACUUCGCCCCAAGAUCUAUCCUUUGGCUGGGCACGCGCGCAACUCCUUGGUGCCUUCUUCAACGGCGCGUUUCUCCUAGCUCUCGGUCUCAGUAUCGGUCUUCAAUCUAUCGAGCGCUUCAUCGACCUCAAGCAUGUCGAGAACCCCAAGAUCGUCCUCAUUGUCGGCUGCGUUGGCCUAACCCUCAACAUCAUCAGCGCCGCCUUCCUGCACGAGCAUGACCACGGCCAUGGGCACGACCACGGAAGCCACGCCCACGGCUCACACGCCCACGCCCACGAGCAUGCCGACACGCACACGCACACGGAUUCUGACAAUCCCUCCCAUCCACAGCAUGCCUCCCACAACCACGUAACCGCGAACCUCAAGCCGCAAGGCAUGGACCUCGGAGUCCUCGGCGUACUAAUCCACGUCAUGGGCGACGCGCUCAAUAACGUGGGCGUCAUCAUCGCCGCCCUCAUCAUCUGGCUCACCAAAUCCUCGGCGCGCUUCUACGCCGACCCGGCUGUAUCCCUAUGGAUCGCGCUCAUGAUCCUCUUCUCUGCCAUCCCGCUCACAAAGCGCAGCGGCAACAUCCUCCUGCAGUCCGCGCCGCCAGGCGUCAAGAUCGAAGACAUAAAGAAGGACCUGGAGAGCAUUCCGGGCGUCAAGGGCGUUCAUGAGCUGCACGUGUGGCGGCUGGAUCAGAAAAAGGCGAUUGCGAGCGCGCAUGUUGUUGUUAGCGAGGAGAGCCUGGAGAAGUUCAUGGAGAAGGCGCAGACGUUUUCAGAGUGUCUGCAUGCGUAUGGGAUUCACAGUGCGACGCUGCAGCCGGAGCUAGUGCCGACUGACAGUGAGACGGAGGGCGAGGCUACUGCGACUAGCACAGGGAGCGGGGCGACAAGCGUGGCGGGAAGUCUGAGGCAGAGGGCUGCCAAGUGUGGGUUGACGUGCGGCACGCUGUGUGAGCCGUUGAUGUGCUGUAACUGAUGGGAGGGCUGGCUGGAACCAUACCAUCUGCCAGAAUUGCGUAGAUAGCGGGCAUUAGUGAGAUCAUGAAGGUCAUUACUUAAUCUAUCGGUGUCCUUCUAUUCUAUGAAAUGGGAUAUCUAGGUAUCAAAGUUGGCUCAUCGCUUCCAUCACCGCAGGAUGCGUGACCGCCCCUGGCUUGAGCUGAGUCCAAUCCGCCUCGUAGCCCUCCUCGACAUUUGGGAACGGACCUAGCGGCGUGAUAGCGAGCGGGUUUAUUUCCUUGUGGCUCUUCGUGUACUACAUCGCUGUUAGCUCUCAUGUCCUCCACCCCGGUGGGAACAAUUAC